Molecule: messenger RNA, 1371 nt
Organism: Bacidia gigantensis
Lineage: Eukaryota; Fungi; Ascomycota; Lecanoromycetes; Lecanorales; Ramalinaceae
Exons: 6
Coding region: 1-1371 (456 amino acids)
Biological process (GO): mitotic sister chromatid segregation; cytoplasmic microtubule organization; mitotic cell cycle
Cellular component (GO): microtubule; centrosome; cytoplasm
Molecular function (GO): structural constituent of cytoskeleton; GTP binding
Source: RefSeq, a predicted model, not a curated record
AUGCCUAGGGAGAUCAUUACCAUCCAGGCUGGCCAGUGCGGCAACAGCAUUGGGAGCCAAUUUUGGCAACAAUUGUGUGUGGAGCACGGUAUCAGUCAGGACGGAAAUCUUGAGGACUUUGCGACUGAAGGAGGAGACAGGAAAGAUGUCUUCUUUUACCAGAGCGACGACACGCGUUAUAUCCCUCGAGCCAUAUUGAUAGACUUGGAGCCAAGGGUCAUACAAGGUAUCCAGAAUGGACCAUAUAAAAACAUCUACAACCCAGAGAACUUCUUCGUUGGAUCCCAAGGCAGCGGCGCUGCAAAUAAUUGGGGCACUGGAUAUUCAAAUGGAGACAGCGUGCAAGAAGAGAUCUUCGACAUGAUUGAUCGCGAAGCCGACGGCAGCGACUCACUUGAAGGCUUCAUGCUUUUACAUUCAAUUGCUGGUGGGACCGGCUCUGGUCUUGGGAGCUAUAUCCUCGAGCGCAUGAACGAUCGAUUUCCCAAAAAGCUCAUUCAGACGUACUCAGUAUUCCCGGACACGUCAGGAGGUGGAGAUGUGGUAGUCAAUCCAUAUAACAGUAUUCUAGCAAUGCGUCGAUUGACGGAGAAUGCGGACUCCGUAGUUGUGUUAGACAACGGCGCAUUAUCGAGGAUCGCGGCAGACCGAUUGCACGUUCAAGAACCAUCCUUUCAACAGACCAACCAGCUUGUUUCGACGGUCAUGUCCGCCAGCACCACGACUUUGAGGUAUCCCGGCUACAUGCAUAACGAUCUUGUUGGUAUUGUUGCCGCUCUCAUUCCCACGCCCCGCUGCCACUUCCUCAUGACAUCUUAUACCCCGUUUACCGGAGAUAAUGUCGACCAAGCAAAAACGGUACGAAAGACAACGGUCCUAGACGUCAUGAGAAGACUGCUACAGCCGAAGAACCGGAUGGUGUCCACGACGCCAAGCAAGACAAGCUGCUAUAUCAGCAUCCUUAAUAUCAUUCAGGGUGAAGCUGAUCCAACGGAGGUACACAAAUCUUUGCUCCGCAUACGUGAGCGUCAAUUAGCAACAUUCAUACCAUGGGGACCUGCUUCAAUUCAAGUGGCAUUGACGAAGAAAUCGCCCUACCUGCACAACACACACCGGGUGUCUGGACUUAUGCUUGCAAACAACACAUCGAUUGCCACACUCUUCAAGCGAAUAGUCGUACAGUACGAUAAGAUGCGAAAGCGCAACGCCUACCUUGAUGGCUAUAAAAAGACCGCCCCAUUUGCAGACGGGUUCGGCGAGUUCGAUGAGGCUCGGGCGGUAGUCAGUGAUCUGAUCGGCGAGUAUGAAGAGGCUGAGACGGAUGCCUAUUUGGACCCAGAUGCAGGGAAAGAGAAAGCAGAGGCAGGGUAG